AUUUGUGUGUUGCCAACAGAUGGCGCUAUUUCAGAAGAUGGCGACCACCAUGCAUGACUAAAUACGCAAUAGAAAGAAUACCCCCUCAGGACAAAACACCAACAAGUUUUAGGCCGCUGCUGCAAGGGACGUAGCCCUUCGUCAGUGCAGCCCCUCCGACAAGCUAGUCAUGGAUCCCGCAGUGGUUGCCACCGUGCUGGACGCGCUGACCCGCGCAGCCAGUCAGGACACAGCCAUCCUCAAACCGGCCGAACAGCAGUUGAAAUCGUGGGAGACUCAGCCAGGGUUCUACUCGGUGCUGCUGACCAUCUUCUCCAACCACAGCCUGGAUGUCAACGUCAGGUGGCUGGCCGUGGUGUACUUCAAGAACGGCCUGGAUCGCUACUGGCGGAAAACCGCAUCCAACGCAAUCCCAGAGCCAGAGAAAACCAAAAUCCGAGAGCAGCUCAUCAUGAACUUCCGAGAGCCCGUAGGACCCAUCGCUACUCAGCUCGCGGUCCUAAUCAGCAAGAUUGCCCGCGCCGACUGCCCCCGCAACUGGCCCGAGCUCAUCCCCACGCUACUGGCCAACAUACGGAGGCCGGAGCAUCUCGAACAACAGAGGGCUCUGCUGACCUACCACCAUGUCAUCAACAUGCUAGCUGGGAAGAGGCUGGGCCCGGACAGGAAGCUCUUUCAAGAGCUUACGGCCAGCACGUUUGCCUUCCUGUUUGAGCUAUGGAACAGUCACUUGGAGGGAUUCCUGCACCACGCUAGUCUAGAUGACCAUCACAACAUGGCGGUCCUGCUAGAACUGAGCACUCUAGCUCUGAAAGUUCUACGUAAACAGAUUAUUUAUGGUAUGACAGAACCAGAGAAAAACACUGAUGCAAUGAUGCUCAUACAGCUUGUGUUCCAGAGAAUAAGACCAGUUUUAGAAAUAAGAGGCAAGACUCCGCCAUCAAACAAUCUGAGGGAAAAGAUGGAGAAGAAAAUCCUCCUUAUGAUGAAAAUGUUGCUAGACAUACAAGACACUUUCCCUCUGUCCUACGUCGCAUUCAUCCCCCAGUCCCUGGAGCUGAGUGUCUCCUACGUCUUCACCGAGGCCGGCAAGGGGCUGCUCUUUGAGCGCUUCAUCGUCCAGAACAUGAACCUCAUCAAGAGCAUCGUCAAGUGUGACUACUACCGCGUGUCAAAGGUCAUUGAGGAGACCAAGGAGCAGGGGGCCAUUGAUGCCCACAAGGCAAAGAAUGAGUUCUUCACAGACAGCACACUACGAGAGAUGUGCCACAGGCUGCUGUCACAGUACUUCCUAUUAACACAGGAGGAUUUAGAAAUGUGGGAGAAUGAUCCCGAGGGCUUUACCAUUGAUGAAGGAGGGGAGUCCUGGAAAUUCACAUUGAGGCCGUGUACUGAGGUCUUAUUCCUGGCCAUGUUCCACGCGUACCGGGACGUCUUCACUAGUGUGCUUCUACAGAUGGUACAAAGUGUUCAAGGUAUCGUGGAGCCAACCAACAUGGAGAUGAUGCUGCAGAAAGAAGCAGUGUACAAUGCAAUGGGGCUGGCAGCAUUUGAGCUAUUUGAUGAGGUUGAUUUUGAUCAGUGGUUCACUAACCACCUACUGGGGGAACUUGGUGAUAAAAAUCCAAGAUACAAGAUCAUCAGAAGGCGUGUCAUCUGGCUAAUAGGCCAGUGGCUGGGGGUUAAGCUCGCCCCCAGUCUGCACCCUACCGUCUACCAGGCUGUCUUACCCCUACUGGCUGAGGACGAAGACCUGGUGGUCAGGAUAACAGCCGCUCAGACGCUCAAGAUUGCUGUUGAUGAUUUUGAGUUCAAGAAGGACAACUUUCUACCGUAUCUGGAGUCCAGCUUUGCUCUUCUCUUCCAAUUAUUAAAACAGGUGUCGGAGUGUGACACAAAGAUGCACAUCUUACAUGUCUUGUCUUUCAUCAUUGAAAGAGUGGAAGCCCAGAUCAGGCCGUAUGCAUCCAGUUUGGCCCAGUACCUGCCCCUGUUGUGGGAGGAGUCAUCAGAGCACAACAUGCUGAGGUGUGCGAUACUCUCCACAUUGGUGCACCUUGUCCAGGGCCUGGGUACGUUGAGCGUUCAGCUCUACCCCUUCCUUCUUCCCAUCAUUCAGUUCAGCACUGACGUCUCCCAGCCCCCUCAUGUCUAUCUCCUGGAUGAUGGUAUCGAUCUCUGGUACGAAACCAUCCAGAACGCGCCCACGAUGACCAAAGAACUCUUGCAGCUGUUUGGCAACAUGCCAGCACUACUAGAACUGGGAUCGGAAAAUCUCAAGACGUGUUUCCAGAUCAUUACAGCAUAUGUACUUUUAGGACCGAAUGAGUUUAUGCAGAGUUACUCGGGGGCUGUCUUCGCAGGUUGCGUCAGCCUCCUAGACAACGUCAGACCAGAGGGAAUUGUCAUCGUAAUGAAGCUGGUGGAGACAAUAUUCAAGAUGUUUCCCGUCGAGGGCCCACAGAUAUUUAGGCAAGUACUUCAGAAGGUGUUUCAGAGAAUACUAGACAAAGAGGAGUACCCUACAGUGAUGUCCAUGUACCUGUCGGUCAUCGCUAGAAUCAUCCUCAAGAAUCAGUCCUUCUUUUUCUCCUUCCUACAGCAAUAUAGUCACUUAACCAAUGAGCAGCCGGAUGAGAUUUUGAGCAAACUUCUGGUGGUCUGGUCAGAGAAGAUGGACUGGAUUACUCAGGCUGAACGGCGGAAGCUGAGCGCUCUGGCUCUCAUGGCGUUACUACCCUCAAACUCAAGGGUCGUCACAGAGAAAUUUCCCGAUGUUAUCUAUGCCGUGGUGGAAGUCCUUCACGAUGUGUGCAGAGAAGAAAAUGGCUCUCAAGUAGAUUACCUAGUAAUGGGGGACAGAGAGGAUCUAGAAGAUGAAUAUGAGACUGAAAACGACAAACGAAAAAGGAGGCUAUCACUGAAGGAUCCAGUGCACUGCACGUCACUGAGGGACUAUGUCAUAUUGCAGUUCACCGAGUUUGAGCGCGUUCACGGCACCUCCACCUUCACCAAACUUAUGGAAUCCAUCGACCUGGAGGUCCGGCAACAGCUGGAGAGAUUCUUCAAGUAAAUCGGCAGACAAUUCAGUACGUGUGUGAUUGAUCGUGGACCGGAUAUGUUUUUUUUUAAUCCAAACAUUAAACAUGGAGGACCAGAUCAGACUGUAAAGGAUUGUUAAAUGAGUGAUUGGAUUUGAUCCGAGUUACACUACCAAGGAUGUUGUUUAUCGGAGCGCCAGUAAGUGUCGAUCUUCAACAGGGUCUACAAGUGUUUCUUGUCAGCUAGAGGAAUCGUAACUGUGGAUCGCCGAGUGAUAAACUCUGCGGUUUGUAAUUGCACUUUUAUUCUCUGGCCAGUGUUUUUGACCAACGUUCAGUGGUCAACUUUGUGAGAAAUGAAUCAAGAGAUGGAGAGAUGGCACCAGGGAUGUUGGAAAUUCUAGUGGAACACCAGAAGAAUUGUGGUCUAGAAUCAUGCUGUCGCUGUGCCUGUCCAGCUGAGGGACUGUACAGUAGGGCUGUGCUGAAAA
Patiria miniata (bat star) is the source of this 3532-nucleotide messenger RNA. RefSeq names its product importin-11-like (gene ipo11). The transcript has 28 exons. The coding region runs from base 170 to 3073 and encodes 967 amino acids. Gene Ontology annotation, cellular component: cytosol; nuclear envelope. The record is from RefSeq and is a predicted model, not a curated record. NCBI's taxonomy places the organism in Eukaryota, Metazoa, Echinodermata, Asteroidea, Valvatida, Asterinidae. Gene Ontology annotation, biological process: protein import into nucleus. Gene Ontology annotation, molecular function: small GTPase binding.